CUAUUCUUCCAUGACGAAGGGCUAAUGAUGAGAUGACAAGCAGUGUUCCUGGCUGGUGUGAGUGGUGGUCCUUUGGUGUAAAUAGUUUCCCUUGGCUUGCCAUUACAGCAGUGUGUCUAACUAGUGCUGUCAUUUUCACUAUGCCAGUAUCACCUGCAGAUGUCUUUGCAAGGGUAGCAUUUUACCCAACACUUUUUUAUACUUACAUCAUGUCUCAAGUAUCUUCAAGGCAAUGGUACAAUCGAAUUGAUCAGUGGGUUAUUAUUGGUGCCCUGCCUGUUAAGAGUAUUGCAAAGCAGCUUGUGGCACAAGAGGGUAUCAAAGGUGUUGUUUCCCUUACUCAGGAGCAUGAAAUGAGAGACUGGAUUCCAUCAGAAGAAGAGUGGAAAGAGAUGGGCGUGGAACAACUGAAGAUUCCAACAAUCGACUUCACUGGAACACCCACACAAGAAAACAUUCACAAAGCUGUUAAAUUUAUUAUUGGGCACCGAAACUUAAAUAACUCUGUUUAUGUUCACUGUAAGGCUGGGAGAACUCGCAGUGCAGUAGUUGUGGCAUGCUACUUAAUACACGUAAACAGAUGGACACCUGAAGAGGCUGUAGAAUAUAUCAAAACAAAGCGACCUCACAUCUGGCUUAGGGACUUACAGUUUAAGUCUCUGGCCAUCUUUAACGACAACUUGAAAUCGACCAACAGAUGAACUUGGUCUAAAGAAAGGUUCUAGAAGUCGUCAGUCUGCUAGUUUAUUAAAUCUGGGUUGACUGCUGCAGACUAUUUUGAGAACAGUGGAUAAAUGUGUGUUAAGUAUUGGCUACUCUAUUUUUUUUUCUUAAGUUUUUUUUAUUAUCUGUCACAGAUACAAAACACAUAAAAAGCAAUAUUUUACAAUAUAACAACAUGAAAACAAACAUGCACAUAGAUUAACAGUCAUUUUAAGAAUGCAUCCAUCUGCUAAAGAAGCCAGCAGUGUAAAAUUUUACACAACAGACAAAGUAUGUGUUCUUUUCAUAUCUCGCACAAAUCAAGCAAUCAUCAUAGAAGGCACCUUGGAUCCCAUUUGUCAUAGGUUAACAGGACAUUUUUGUAGUCAGUGGCUAGCAAACAUUUCUUCAUUUAUUUCUAAACAGGCAUUGAAAUUUUUUUAUUGUAUAUCUGUGUUUCAAUAUUUGGAUAAAGGGAUCUAACUGAGGGAUGGCUUUUUAAAUCUACAAGAAUAUAUGUAUUUUUUUGCAAGGAAUAAAAUUAAAUCAAGUACAUCUGUCUCAAAGUUAUUACUGCAUCCAAACAGAACCAAAUGUUCACUGACAGUUAUCUUUGGAACAUUUAUACAUUUGUCUAAUAUACAAUUUUGUAAGUUUCUCCAAAAAUCAUUCACAUAUUUACAAUUUCAAAAUAUAUGCUGAAUAUUUUCCUUUUCAUUUCUGAAGCUGCAGACAUUAUCUUCUAGUCUCAUGUGGAAUAAUAUGACUUUUGUCCCCAGAGAUCUAUGUAGCACUGACUUGAAGCCAUUUCAAUUUAAUAUCUUUUAUAUUAGCCAUUGUUUUAAACAUAACAUGCCAAUCAACAAACAUUUCUGUUAUCCUUUCAUCCCAUUUUAAACAAUUUGGCAUAUGUGUGUUAGAUAUAAUUUUAUCAUAAUAUAGUCUUGCUUCUUUCUGGAUUGAUCAAAUUAUUCUUAGAGCUUUGUUUGUGCAUGGGCGUGUAUUGAUGGACUGAUGUCUGCAUGCCGAGACACACUCUUGGCCUCCUGCAAAGUGAUCUGCUGUUAGUCUCAGUGAGCCGUAACAAAGAAUGUGAAUAAACCAGAAGCUAUGUCGUCUAAUGCCUCGUUUUAGCAGUUAACUGGAAAAAAAAUCGUUGACUUCUUGAAGCACCAGUCUGUCGCAGUUUCACAGCAGAACAGUUUCCUCUGACCAACGGGAUCGGUGUGAUGACAUGCAAUGCACACAUGUUGAAAAACUUCAUAUCACACUGAUGAUAUUAUUCUGGUAAUAUCGACCCAAAAGAUUCUAAAUCUUCAGCACAUCACCAAAAAGGAUGACAUAUGUACCCAGUGGCACCAGGCGGUGGGUGUGAGAGGAUGUAUGAAAGUAUGAAUGCCUCAGAUGCCAUCAUUCAAGAGGAUGUUCUCGACCGUAACAUGGCAACUAAUAAGUUAGUGAGAACUAAAGUUGUAAGAAACAUUAAAGAGGGGUAGCACGUUGCUAAAAGUAUAUAAGUUGGGAUAAAAAAAAACUGCCGCAAGGUAGUAAAGUGAACCUUGGCAAGACUUUCUGCAUGGCCAAGUCCUCUAUAAAUAUCCAGAGGACUGUGUGCUGUCCAAUGACACAUUUUAUAUUGAAAGUUGUAAUAAUGUGUGUCUGAUCUAUCUGCCUCUAGCCACUGAUUUUGUUUGCAUACCUGUACUUCACCUGCCAAUAAAAAACGUUGAAUUCCUUGUAAUGUUAUGUAAAUCAUGAGAUAAAGGGGGAAGGUUUUUUAAACUGUAAAAAUAAAUUAAAGACUGUCAUUUCCCAGAUUCAGGGUGUAAGAAAAAAAGUAUACAUAACAACUGGAAAAUAAAAUAAUACUAUAGUCUACACACUAGCUUAUAUGCAUGUCGCACUCAAAACUUAGGUGGAAUGCACACAUAGACCGAAGAUGUAAUAACAAACUACAAACCAAAUAUUAAUAUCCCCGCUUAAGAGGAAGGAAAGAUAAGAGAUAUGGAGAAAUGUGCAAAAGCUAAUAAAAAUAAAGUCUGAAAAUUCA
This is a messenger RNA of Pomacea canaliculata, 2752 nucleotides long. Its product is annotated as phosphatidylglycerophosphatase and protein-tyrosine phosphatase 1-like. NCBI's taxonomy places the organism in Eukaryota, Metazoa, Mollusca, Gastropoda, Architaenioglossa, Ampullariidae. Bases 33 to 701 code for a protein of 222 amino acids. The record is from RefSeq and is a predicted model, not a curated record. Gene Ontology annotation, molecular function: phosphatidylglycerophosphatase activity; protein tyrosine/serine/threonine phosphatase activity; phosphatidylinositol-4,5-bisphosphate 5-phosphatase activity. Gene Ontology annotation, biological process: protein dephosphorylation. The transcript has 5 exons.